CUGACUUUGUCACGCGACUUAUCGUUCCUGUGUGAGCAGGGAUGGCAGAGUAGCUUUAGCUCAAGCAGGCUUUUUCAUUCAAGGCAGUAGGAUCAUUCAGUAUUCAUGGUAUUAGCAGUAUUCCAAGAUCCGUUGCUGAAGUAACAUCAGUUGAGCUCCUUUGCGUUUCAUUGAUGAUCACUUAUUAAUUAUCUAGCUCUUGAAACUAGCACUAUUUGUAGCUCUCGCUAGCUGACCGUAUCUUGUACACGUCCAGGCCACUUUGCCACAUGUUGCCCAAUACUGGCAAUAGCAUGGCCGUGGCGAGCGUGUACCCUGCCAGUGGUUCGGCCUCAGCGCAGGAACACGAUCUCUCUCUACAGCUGCUGCAGAAGCAGCAGCAGCCUUGCCAGCAAGCGCAGGCACGGCUAGAGCGCGGUCAGCGCUUGACUAUGCUGGAGACGGGGCGAUCGGCUGACGGCGAACUGGCGACUCGCUCGGUGCUGUGCGACGACAGCGCUAGCGACGAAAAGGAGUACCAGAUUAUACCGUCUCUGUCGCUACCCUGGUCGGACGAUGGAACCACAACGGGUGCAGCGGAGCAGAGUCCACCGUACAGUGUGAAGUUUAGGCUCCUGGCGAAGCUAAGCACUCUGGCCCGGAUUUGUGGCGGUGGAAGCGAUCGUGAAAGACAGAAGAGGAAAGUGCGUUGCCGAAGCGCCUACUGUAUCGCCCAAAACGCGUGUGACUGCCAAGGACUACUGUUCAGAUCUGCUCGAUCGAGCAGGAGCAGCAGGAGCAGCAGUGGCUGGAGCGAGGCAGGGGAAUCAUCGGGUUCGUUCAGCAGUGAUGCGGAGAGCUGGAGCUCGAGCGGCGAACACAGCGAUAGCACACAGAGUCACUGGGACGAUCUGGAGCUCAGUGAUACUGCACUAAUGUCGCUCAAAGACGUCACACGCUUCAGCAGCAGCAAGCUGCGCGAGUGGCGUGAUGCCUUCCACGGGGACUGUCCCUCGGGCGUGAUGCGUGAACGGGAUCUGGUGAGCUUGUUUCAAUACUUCCACCCGGACGGGACUGCGCAGCAGUGGGCGAAACACUUGUUCCGCUCGUUCGACUCGGAGCAAACUGGCAACGUGGACUUCAACCGGUUCAUCUACAUGCUCUCGUUGAUCCGUCGCGGCACCAUAGCUCAGCACGUGUGCUGGGCGUUUGACCUGUACGACGUGCACCACCGCGGUUACAUCACGCACCGCGGCAUGACGGACGUACUGGAGAGCAUACAGCGAGUGUCCGGGUACAACGUGGGUGGCGCGGACGCCUCAGACCUCGCACACACGUUCCUGCGCGUGGCCAGUGCGUAUGGCGACGAGGUGGUCAACCUGCAGCAGUUCCUGUCGGCCGUGCUGCAGGAUGACUUUAUGGUCAAGGUGGCACUUGAUCUGGUCUGAG
Molecule: messenger RNA, 1428 nt
Organism: Sycon ciliatum
Lineage: Eukaryota; Metazoa; Porifera; Calcarea; Leucosolenida; Sycettidae
Exons: 1
Coding region: 270-1427 (385 amino acids)
Molecular function (GO): calcium ion binding
Source: RefSeq, a predicted model, not a curated record